This is a messenger RNA of Truncatella angustata, 1733 nucleotides long. RefSeq lists its product as uncharacterized. The transcript is spliced from 5 exons. The record is from RefSeq and is a predicted model, not a curated record. NCBI's taxonomy places the organism in Eukaryota, Fungi, Ascomycota, Sordariomycetes, Amphisphaeriales, Sporocadaceae. The coding region runs from base 339 to 1523 and encodes 394 amino acids.
GGCUGAUUGGGACCUAUCACCCUGGGCCAUAUGCAUGUGUGCAAUUUUAGGCCCUUUAUACAUUGGCUUUAUGGCCUGGCUCGUCACUGGAAUCCUUUUGGCGAAUCCUUUGGGUGAAUCCUUUGACCGCUAUCGAGUGGGUGUGCGAUUCGAUCACACCAUUUCCAACCGUCAGCCGCGUUCCCGUCAGCCAAAAACGGCUGUGGCUGCUCAACUCUUAGCUCAGCGUAAAUUUUCUCUCCAUACCAAAUUUCACUUGCUCACUCAAGACUUCGUUCAUCUUUACUUCUCUGAUUUUUUGCCUUCAAGCAAAAAGCUCGCGUGUUUCUUCACCCAAUAUGGAUCCCUCCCAGUUGGCUAGUUUGACGCCGGAGCAACUGGCGGCAAUGCCUGCGGCUCAGCCUCCGGAAGGCGUCCAGUCCAACUUUGACCAUCCGGACUCGACAGCGCCCCGUGCCAUCGCUGUCAUCUCCGUCUUCCUAGGCAUCAUGAUCAUGGUCGUGGCGUUGCGACUGUAUUCGCGGAUCUGGGUCGUCAGGAAGACCGGGCUCGACGACUGGGCGGCCCUCGCCGGUGCGAUCUGUACUACCGGUCUUGCCGGUACCGCGCUUUACCAGCUGUCCCAGAACUGGUUUGGGCCUCACAUGUGGGAUAUUCAUCUUACCGUCUUUCUCUCGCCCGUCUACAACAGGUUGAUCUUUGUCUUGACCAUAAUGCUUAUGCCCGCGAGUUUCUUCGUCAAGGUCUCGGUUCUCUUGUUUAUCUACCAGAUCUUCCCGCGCCGGGCGUCACCUAAAACCGCCUAUGCCGUCUGGGCCGGUCUGGCCAUGAAUCUCGUGGCCUACUCGGCUCUGAUAAUCUACAUCGGGGUCUCGUGCGCGCCCCGCCCGGCCGAUAACGGCAUGCUCCCGGCACAGUGCACUGCAAAGGUCAGACAGGACCAGGGUGUUGUGUCCGCUGUCAUCAAUGCCGCGAUGGACUUGUACGUUCUGGCCAUUGCCAUUCCCGCUAUUUGGACGCUGCAAAUGGCUACGCGCAGGAAGAUUGGUAUCACUGGUGUGCUUGGCGUGGGUAUAAUUGCAUGCGCAUUCAGCUUUGUUACGCUGUAUUACCGUGUUGGAACAGAUGGAGCGGAUGACCCAUCGCGCAACCAGACCGUACCUCUUAUUUUCACUGUUCUUGAGCCUACUUUUGGUAUGAUCACUGCCUGUCUUCCCACCAUUCCCGCAUUGUGGGUCGAGGUCUCUGCCAGGGCAGGCAGCUCGAUUCGUGGUCUCCUCUCACGGAUCCGCACCAGGGGCAGCACGAGCCGCCUGGAUAGCGGUAAUCACAGCAGUAGCAAGUACAGCAACAGCAAGUAUAGUAAAAGCGGGUACGAGAUGCACAGCCGGUCGGCGGACCGCUCCAACGUGUCGUCGCAGAAUCGAAGCCACGUCAAUGACAUGUUCAUGACCGAUAUCGAGCAGACGCCCAUCGUGCCGUAUGCUUUCACCAGAGACAGCCAUCAGAGCUCGGAGAGGUAGUCGUUGUUAUAGCUAAGGCAGAGGGUUUUGUAUCAACAAACAGAUGAACCUGGGGGUUUGUAGCGAUAUAGCGAAAUAGAUAAUGGUGAGGAGGCGUAGAUGAAUAAUUGUGUCGAAAAUGUCUAUUUAGGCUUAGUUGUUUUCUUUGAUGUUUCAUUUGAAGGGUAUCAUUUACGAGACUCAGGAAUAUCUUUACGACUUUUAAAAUAC